UAUUGUUACUUAUAUUUCCUCAUUGUAACGACACUCAAACUGAGAUUAAAUAAUUAAUUCCAUCGGUAAUGACGUCAGAGUCAAUUUCGUUGUAACGCAACACCGCGGUCCCUUUAAUUGUUAACGUAAGCGACGUGCUUUGUGCGUCAUCACGUCCCUUAGCAAAACAGCCAGAGGCCAUGGUCAAAUCGUUCGUUCACGGGAUGUUAUCGCCUCUUUCCUGCGCCGGAGUCACGUUUAGCAGACCAGUCUCUGUAAACCUUUGAGAUGCCUGUGUGAGAAAAUCCCAGCAGAUCAGCAGGUUCUGAAAAACUCAGACCAGCCCACGUGAUACCAACUAGCAUGCCACAUUCAAAAUCAUUCAAAUCACCUUCAUCUCCCUUUGUGAUGCUCCGUUUGAACUUCGGCAGGAAAAACCUGCUUUAAAUAUAGUGCAUGAAGAACCACAACCAGGAUGAUCUACAUCAUAAUGGGAGUCUCGGGUUGUGGAAAAAGCACCUUUGGGAUCUUCCUAUCUGAAAAGCUGGGUUGGCCCCUGUACGAAGGGGAUGACUUCCACCCACGGGAGAACAUCGAGAAGAUGUCUCGCGGUGAAGCGCUUACAGAUCAGGACAGAUUGCCGUGGCUUCUCAAACUACACGAAGUCAUUCAGAGAGAGAGGAGUUCAGGCUCUGAUGCUCUCCUGGUGUGCUCUGCACUGAAGCACCAGUACAGACGGAUCCUCCUCCAUGGCUCCAAAGCCCUCACUUCCCCUUCGGAGACAGACCAAGAAAUCUUCCCUCCGGCUUCUCCUGAUGUCUUUUUUCUUUUCCUUCGUGGUGACUAUGAAUUCAUUUACCAGAGGAUGGUGGCCCGGAGGGGUCACUAUAUGAAAGCCGACAUGCUGCGUUCCCAGUUUGAUACUUUAGAGGCUCCGUCUGAUGAGGAGAAUGUGUUGACACUGGACAUCCAGAGGGGCAUCGAUGAUAUGGCUGUGGAGGUUGAAAGGCACUUAAUCGACCACAGGUCAGGGCUACCAGCGUAGCCUUGACCACCACAACAGACCACAUGGGAUCCUUAGCAGCUGUAACAUUGAUAUUCCAGCAAAUAUUCAGGAUCCUGCAGGAUUACAUUUGAAUGACUUUGGUGAUUCCCUGUGUGGCUCUCCACAGCAACCAGGAAGUCACAGUUUCCACUUAUUUGAAAACAUCCAGCAUCUACUCGAUGGACUGGCACACGAGCUUGACAGUGGACAUCAGAUGUUUGUUUUUUUUCCCUCUUUCCCUUGAAUAUCUUGAAAACAGUUGAGCAGUAGAUGAAUCCACAUGUUCGAUUAUUAUAUUGUCACAGAUGCACUUCCUGAUGUUCCCCUCCUAGUUACCCAGGCUUGGACAAAGACUGGAAAGUUGUGACUCCACGAGGCUGGUGUGGUGUCUCCUUCUGGGGUCCCUGUGGGCAUCUUUAGCAUGUAAGGUGAAUAAGUUAAAUACAACAUGGAGCCCAUUUUUAUAUAAACUUAAAUCUAUAUAAUUUUACAGAAAUAUAACAUCUCUGUAAAUUUUGUAAUAGAUUUAAAGGCCUCGGGAGUAAUAAAAAGUAUGAUUAAUGCCUUUAUUAGGACAAAAUUAAUAUUUUUAGAUACUUGAAAACUAAAUACCUACAAAGCUGUGAUAGAAAUGAUUAACAUGUCAACAUGACAGACUAAGAUGAUGAACAUCAGUGUAAUCACACUGUCAUGUGACAUUUUAGCACCUCGCUCAAAGCAGCAGUUUGCCUAAGUAGAACAACACAGAGUGUGUGGCCUUUACUGUUGUUCUAGUCCCUUUUGAAUAGCUAAUUAAUGUCUGGUUUGUAGUGAGGAUGAGAAAUAAAUCACUGUUUCAGUGUUGAUGUAAAACCACAGAGUGUGGCAGGCUUGACGAGCUCAUUAGUUAUUUAGUGAAGAGUGGAAUACACAGUAUGUGUGAUUUUCGAGAGUUCUAGCUGGUUGCAAACAUUUAAAUAUUUAGGUGCCAUUCUAAUAAAUGCAUUGUGUGUCUGUGUGUAAGCUUUGAAACUGAACCGGUUUGUGCGUAUUUAAGGAUGGUAUCUUUUAAGAAUAUGCCAUGGUGAAGAUAAAAGGUUUUUACAGCCUGCUGUGAUUUCUGCCUGUGGGGGUGUGUCCUGCCUUAGGUACCGCCCUUCUGUACUGCUAAGACCAGAGUGCUUAAUUAAGGCCAGAUAGAUUUGUGUGGAGUGGAAGAUGGUGCUAAUUGUUUUUUGUUAAGUGACCAGCUUUUAGGUUUUUCUGUGUUUCUCUUCUUUUCAUAGUGAUAACAUGUGACGAAUCUCCUUUAGUUGAAUCCUUUAACUAAAAAAACAAACACACACGUAUUUCAUUACUAAUUUUGCCUUCUUUUUCAAUCUGGACAUUUUUUGUUACUUCUCCACAUACCCUGGACUUCUGGACGUUUCGAGUGUUUGAUCAUAAAUGAUGUGAUGCUGAUCUUUUUAAUAGUUGGAAUAAACACAUGGAAGCUCUUUAUUUGUCCUGAUGAUUGUCCUCAACAAACCCAAAGAUAGUCAGGUCACAUAAGCAUCUUUGUUUGUUUUAGAGCCCUAGAAAACUCUGCACAGUGUCUUCUCUGCUGAGAAUGUUUCUUUAUCAUUUUCAGGAUAACAAGUUUCUUCUGAGAUUGAAAUCUUCACACCGACAAAGUCGAAUCAUUAAAGAGAUUUACCGGUAACCUGAACACUUCACUGCUCCCCUCUGUGAGGUUCAGACCAAACACUCAGACACACUCUCUCACACCUGCACUUGUGGAGCUGUUUUAGUGUUGUGACUCAUCUACAAACCUCAACCCGAAUAUUUUUGGAGCUUCUAAUCCAGAAACCCCCCCUCCCGGCUACUCUCAUAUCUCACACAUUCAGCCGCACACACACUUUGCUGGAGAUUAACCCCCCCCCCCAGUCUGGC
This is a messenger RNA of Haplochromis burtoni (Burton's mouthbrooder), 2935 nucleotides long. RefSeq names its product IDNK gluconokinase. Gene Ontology annotation, cellular component: cytoplasm. NCBI's taxonomy places the organism in Eukaryota, Metazoa, Chordata, Actinopteri, Cichliformes, Cichlidae. The record is from RefSeq and is a predicted model, not a curated record. The transcript has 7 exons. Gene Ontology annotation, molecular function: gluconokinase activity. The coding region runs from base 455 to 1024 and encodes 189 amino acids.